UUGCAGAGAUGCUUUGCGAAAAACAUUUAAUUUUUCUUAUCAAAAUACAUAUUAUAUUAUAAAAUGAUUUUAAAUUCGUGAAAAUAAAAACCAUUUCAUGGUCCAUCAGCUAAAGAAGUUUAAGCGUUUUUUUGUAAUGUUUUUGUAAUAACAUAACCUCAAACUUUGUUUUGUCAGUAUGAGUGCAAAUGUUUGUGUAAACUGUAGAAAUGAAAAACCCGUAAAUCUUACUACAAACCGUCUGGUUACCGAGAGCUGCGGUCACGUUAAGUGUAUGGACUGUCUGUUACACGAGACAUCAGGUUGUGUAGCCUGUUUAUCAAUAGGCAACCCUGAACUUGAACAGAUUGCACAAAACAACGAAACUGACGGGAACGAAGCCCAAACGAACCUACUGAAUAUUGAAGACGACGACGUUAACAGAGAUGAAUUAGUUUGUGAAGAUUUAAGCAAGAAAAGGAAACCCGAGACAUCACAUAUUAAAGUAGAGAUAGAUGCUAAAGGGGUCAGAUGCUACAUAUGCACUUUGUGUGAUAAAAAGUUUCAUGCACGUAGUCAAGUGGCAUACCAUGCAUAUUGCAACGGACAAAAGAAACCAUUUCACUGUGAUGAAUGCAAGAAGAGUUUUGCGACACACUCCCAUUUCAAGUAUCACAUGAGGGUACAUCGUAACGAGCGGACGUACGCGUGUGAAGUCUGCGGCGACAGCUUCUUUCAGAUGUCGAAACUGCAAAGACACAAACUAAAACACACUAAAGAGAAGAAACAUGUGUGCAAUCAAUGCAACAAAGCGUUCAAUAACUUAACAUCGCUCCGGAAGCACGGCCUCACACACACCGAGGAGAGGCCCUAUGAGUGCAGCACGUGCGGGAGGAGAUUUCGUGACGGCUCCAACUACAGAAAACAUGUCGACAAACAUAAUGUUGAUAAAAAAUAUCAAAGUGGUCCGUGCGGUCCCCAGCGUCGUCCGUACCAGUGUCCGCGCUGUCCCCAGGCCUUCCAGUCGGGGAAGGACAUGAGGAGACACGUCGCCGUGCACUCGGAUUCGAAGCCGUUCCGGUGCAAAGUGUGCGACCGUCGAUUCCGGAGGAAGGACAAUCUGGAGCGCCACAUCCGCAACACGCAUCCCGACUACGUCACGUCGAGCGCGGUCGAGUGCGACGAGACAGCCCUGCGGCAGAUCAUAACUCCCACCCCUCCCGCCCCUCCCAUCAACGGCGACGAGAAAACGAAACUGGAGAACAUGAACCCCUUACCCCCCCUACCCGAGGAGGUCAUCCAGAAGCACAUGCACGGCGACACGGAGGUAGACAAGUCGUACAUUCUCGUCGCGAACAACGCCCGGCAAAGCGUCAUUGUCGGCCAGUGGACGGCCAAAGUGGACCGUGACACGAGCCCGCCGGUCUGCGAGUACGUGCACAAGAUCAGGAGGGCCAACUCUAUGGCCAGCCAGAACAACAUAUCGUUGCCGCCCAUCGACGAGAAGAAGAUGGUGGAGCUUAAAAAGAAGAGUCUCGAUACCUUCGACGUGGGAGCCCCCCCGAAGGACAAGAAGAAACUGUACGAGAUGAUUCUCUAUGACGACGGAGAUAAACGGGAUACCGACGACGCGAGCGCCGACAGUAACUCGGACAAUUUGUGGAAGAGAAGAAAAAUGAAACUGGUUUGAACUGAUAUUAGACUGACUGAAAGACACGGUGACUGUGAGUAAUGUAGACUAUUUAGAUACCUGUAUUAUUGGUAUGGAACGUUUGCUUAUCUGUGUAGAAAUUGCUUAUUUCAUGCAACACGGGCUAGGUAGACUAAAACGUGUAUGAAAUGCAUAGAUCGACUGAUUAUUAUUUUCAUACGAAAGCAUAUGAUUGUAAAAAAAAGAAAUAGGAAAAAAUUGCGUUUUCUUUUUCUUUAAAUCAAUCAUGAAAUAAAAAUUUUUUUUCUGUUAAAUUAUUAUAUGUAAAUGCAUUUGAGAUUUCGAUUUUACGCGGGAAAAUGGGCGGCGUUGUGAUUGUGUCUGUGGACUCCUUAACUGUUUCACUGUCUGCACGACGGUAAAAUCAAGUACAUGUUUAUCAAUUUUUAUAAUUAUUUGUUAUGGAAAGUGUGAGUUUUGGGAAUUUGUAAAGAAUCUAAUAUAAUCGUUUAUGAAUAUCGAUAUCGAUAUCGAAAUGAUAAUAUAUCGUGAUCAGUCAAUAAUUUAGUGUACAAGUGCGUCCGAGACGGUUAGUUAUUAAGCGAAAGUGAUUCUUAUUUCCAUUUAUCGAGUUACGUUUCAUGUUUUUUUUUUUUUAUAAUUAUUUUGAAAUUUAUAAAAGUCACAUUUAAUUAUUUUGUUAACCGACUCAAAAGACCAAAAUCGAUUUAUGAUCUCAACGCGAGCAGGUUUUUUUUUUUAAAUGUAAUAUGACCGCGUUUUUCUAUCUCACAUUGGCAGUUAAUUGUUUACGUAGUUUUUUUUAAAGACAUUAGCGAUUUUGUUUUUGCAAAUUUUUUUGUUUGGUCGACAAUCGAACUAAUCACUGAUCCUUUUAACGGUUAGAUUCAUUUUAUCCAUUACGUUUUCUCUGUUGUUUUCGAAAGUUUUCUAGCAUGCAUUACGUGGUAGAAAACUUUUUUUGUAAUUGAUAACCCUAAAGCUCAAUACCUGUUACACAAAUAAAAAGAAAUUAAUGAAAAAAAAUAGCCAUAAUAAUAAGUAUUUGCUUUGCAUAAUCUAUGUACAUACAAGUAGAUACGAUAUGAAAUAUAGAAAGCUAUACCUACUUAUUUUUGUAUUAAGCGAUGAUCUGUCAACUUAACAGAACAGAAUAGGAUACCUAACAGUAUAUUUAACGAUUUUUUUACUUGGAAAUGAGGACUCAUGUGUUUUGAAUGUGGGAUGAGAUGGGACCUGGUCGGCCCCGAAAUUUUUUUUUUUGUGGACAUCGAUUUCCUCGUCAGGUUCACUACGACCACAAUAGCUAUAAAUCUUGUUGAUACUGUUUUUUUUUUUCGAUCCAAACGUGAAGUCGACAGAAGGUCGCUUAAAACAGACAUUACUAUGCAAAAAUCAAUUUUAUUUUAAUGGCUUUAAAUAUUUAUUUGUGUAUCCACGGAUGAUGCGUGACAGUGUUAAAUGAAAUUACGGAAUCUUUUUUUCGAAAGAGAAGGUUUUGAGAGCGUAGUUUGAGAAUCGAAUUGAGGCGAAACUAAUUUUUUUUUUUUUAUUGACACUAUUAUGGCUAUACCACAGAUGUCUAAGCCGCAUUGUUAGCCCAAACAAAAAUGUUCACCAUUAUUUACGAUGACAAUUUUAAAAUAUGCCUUAGCAUAUGAUUCAAAAAGGUCAUUGGACGUAAACUGAGCUUAUCUGAGGAAUAUAAUAGUGACGUUACAAAUUUCACCAAUAAUAUUUAUUCCAUUUUAGUGUUUGUAAAUACGUUCGGCGCUUAGUCGAGACAAUAUAAACACUAGAAUCGUGUGAAUGUUUUUUUUUAAAUAAUUCCUUAGUGUUUGCCUCAAUCAAACGAAUCGAAGACUUAAAAUAUUGGACUGAAGGAAAUUGGAAAGACUGUCGUGAAACGUAGAUUUUCUACUCUAAUUACUUGUGAAAGUUUGCUCAUAAUCAAAAUUGUUCCUCACGUUCAUGAUAGAUGUUAAUGCGAAUUGCAUUGUUCUUUUUAUGUAACACAAUUAUUCCGGGAUGCAAGGGAAACGUCACCGAAAGCCAAACUGUUUUAAGCUAUUGCAUAGCUUUUAUCGCGGGCCUUGAGCGCGGCGACCGAAUCAUGAAAUUCCGUAACGGAAAAAACCUAACAACCUUAACUCU
Molecule: messenger RNA, 3805 nt
Organism: Bombyx mandarina (wild silkworm)
Lineage: Eukaryota; Metazoa; Arthropoda; Insecta; Lepidoptera; Bombycidae
Biological process (GO): regulation of transcription by RNA polymerase II
Cellular component (GO): nucleus
Molecular function (GO): DNA-binding transcription factor activity, RNA polymerase II-specific
Source: RefSeq, a predicted model, not a curated record